AUGACCAUCAAAGAGUCCGACCAGUGGCGUCCCGUCAGCCCUUGGGGUGUUCCUCAUGCCGUCGCUGAAGGUCGGUUGAAUCGGACUGUUUCUCUCCUGCUAAGCCAAUCAUCACCGAUAAUCGUUCUCAAUGCGUGGGGCAUGCAUCAUGAUAGUAAGCAAUGGCAGGAACCACAGCAUUUUCAGCCUGAACGCUUCGCCGGCCUUGGCGUCGGGCUAUGCAGGAUCCGAACGCCGAGACCACCUGAGUUACGGGGCGGGCCGGCGCCUGGCAUCCACUGGGCGGAACGCAACUGGAUCAUCAGCGUUGCCAAGCUGCUCUGGGCCUUUUGA
Molecule: messenger RNA, 333 nt
Organism: Penicillium hordei
Lineage: Eukaryota; Fungi; Ascomycota; Eurotiomycetes; Eurotiales; Aspergillaceae
Exons: 1
Coding region: 1-333 (110 amino acids)
Molecular function (GO): oxidoreductase activity, acting on paired donors, with incorporation or reduction of molecular oxygen; monooxygenase activity; heme binding
Source: RefSeq, a predicted model, not a curated record